Dendrobium catenatum is the source of this 939-nucleotide messenger RNA. Its product is annotated as glucose-6-phosphate isomerase 1, chloroplastic-like. The transcript has 6 exons. Bases 215 to 661 code for a protein of 148 amino acids. Gene Ontology annotation, cellular component: cytosol. Lineage: Eukaryota; Viridiplantae; Streptophyta; Magnoliopsida; Asparagales; Orchidaceae. Gene Ontology annotation, biological process: glucose 6-phosphate metabolic process; gluconeogenesis; glycolytic process. The record is from RefSeq and is a predicted model, not a curated record. Gene Ontology annotation, molecular function: glucose-6-phosphate isomerase activity; monosaccharide binding; carbohydrate derivative binding.
UUUUUACUCGUGAAACACACUUUCAUUUCAGGUUAACCAAGGAAUUACAGUAUAUGGAAACAAAGGAAGCACAGAUCAGCAUGCCUACAUUCAGCAACUUAGAGAAGGGGUACAUAAUUUCUUUGUUACUUUCAUUGAAGUCUUGCGGGACCGACCCCCAGCUCAUGAUUGGGAGCUUGAACCAGGAGUUACAUGUGGUGACUACCUAUUUGGAAUGCUUCAGGGCACACGCUCCGCCCUUUAUGCCAAUGAUAGGGAAUCCAUUACAGUUACCGUGCAAGAAGUGAACCCAAGAUCCGUAGGGGCACUCAUUGCUCUUUAUGAACGAGCUGUUGGGAUCUAUGCAUCUCUAGUCAACAUUAAUGCUUAUCAUCAACCUGGUGUAGAGGCUGGCAAGAAGGCUGCCGGAGAAGUAUUGGUUCUUCAGAAGAGGGUUCUAGCUGUUCUAAACGAGGCCAGCUGUAAAGAACCAGCAGAACCUUUGACAGUUGAUGAAAUUGCUGAUCGAUGCCAUGAACCUGAGCAGAUUGAAAUGAUAUACAAGAUAAUUGCACACAUGGCAGCUAACGACAGAGCUAUAAUAGCUGAAGGCAACUGUGGGUCGCCUCGAAGCAUUAAGGUCUUCCUUGUCGAAUGCAAUGUGGAUGAGUUGUUUUCCUAAAGCUUUCUUCGCUGAUAUACAGCUUCACGAAUGUUGUCAUAAGUAACUAUUUUCUUAGAAUAAUUGGGAGAUGUUGUCUUCACCCUUUGAGGAUUUGGAAGAAUAAAGUUACAGCUCAUGCUUGUUUAUUUUACUUGUCCGGAGAUCUUUGCAAGUCUUUAAUUAUCAAAAGAAAAAUAUAUAUACUAUGUUUUUAUUCAUGGAUAUUGUUAGUAAUCGUACACUGUUUUAUUAUAAUGGAAUGCUAUUUCUGUUGGGUAUUGUGCCCUGAAAAUUAA